Messenger RNA from Drosophila biarmipes, 534 nucleotides. Its product is annotated as homeobox protein GHOX-7. Gene Ontology annotation, molecular function: DNA binding; DNA-binding transcription factor activity, RNA polymerase II-specific. The transcript has a single exon. The coding region runs from base 1 to 534 and encodes 177 amino acids. The record is from RefSeq and is a predicted model, not a curated record. NCBI's taxonomy places the organism in Eukaryota, Metazoa, Arthropoda, Insecta, Diptera, Drosophilidae. Gene Ontology annotation, biological process: regulation of DNA-templated transcription.
AUGAGUGACUUCAGCAUCGAGUAUAUUUUGAACCGAGCCGGCGACAGAUACUUGGGCACCAACGCCUCUGUGGGUGUCCUGCAGCGCCUGCGUGCCAGCCUGCCCUUCCAUCCGUACGCCCAACCAUCGUAUUCCCCCAAGGAGCCCCAGGGAUCUCCUCCUUCUGCGGCCGAGGGCCAGAUUCCUGUCUACGACUGGCUGCAGUACACCCGCUAUCAUCCGCCCAAGCUGCCGAGGGCCCUGCGCCAAGGUGGACCCGCCAAAAGGACUCCCGGUCGCCUGCCCCGCAUCCCCUUCACCCCGCAGCAGCUCCAGGCCUUGGAGGCAGCCUACAAGGAGUCCAACUACCUGAGCGCCGAGGACGCCAACAAACUGGCCGAAUCUCUGGAGCUGACCAACACGCGGGUCAAGAUCUGGUUCCAGAAUCGAAGGGCCCGCGAGCGACGGGAGAAGCGCGAAAAGGACGAGAGCUGCGACUCCACCUUCUCGUCGAAUGCCUCCAGUCCGGAACCGGAAAUGAUCAUUGUGGCUUAA